This is a messenger RNA of Acanthosepion pharaonis, 459 nucleotides long. The record is from the annotation of a GenBank genome assembly. NCBI's taxonomy places the organism in Eukaryota, Metazoa, Mollusca, Cephalopoda, Sepiida, Sepiidae.
AUGAAAGAUCAAAUUCACUCUUCCUCACUCUUCUUGUUCUUUGUCCCUCCAUCACAAAUCAUUUUUCCUAUUCUUCAUAAAUUUAUUAUUUUGUUAUUUUCCUGUGAUAGUUUGUUAUCUUCUUCUUUCUACCCUCUCAUAAAAUUCUUUGUGUCAAAAAUUCUUCUUCCUCAUUCAACCUCUCUCUCUAUCUCUCUCUCUCUUUAUUUCUCACAAUUUCCCCAUAUUAAUUCCCUCGCAUAUUCUAUUCUGUUUCUUUUCUCUAGUUCUUCAAAAGUGAGAAACAUCAUGUCCCCCCCCCCUCACAUCCUCCUACAAACUGUCUCUGCGGUAUUAAUUAUUAGUUUUCAACUCUUACCGCCAGCACACUUUACUAUUAUUACUAUUCCUUCCUUUUGCCUUUCCUCUUUUUUCUGCUACUACUAUCGUGUUGAAAGGCGGCAUCUGGACAUGCUUUAA